Molecule: messenger RNA, 1922 nt
Organism: Panthera uncia (snow leopard)
Lineage: Eukaryota; Metazoa; Chordata; Mammalia; Carnivora; Felidae
Gene: OCSTAMP
Product: osteoclast stimulatory transmembrane protein
Exons: 4
Cellular component (GO): membrane
Source: RefSeq, a predicted model, not a curated record
AUGGCGGGCCUGCCCUGCACGGCCUCGUCCGGGUUUUGUGGAUCAGGGGCCUUGGGCAGACAGCCAACCCCUCGUCCUCCUGAAAGACGUCCCCCCGAUUUCCUUGUGUGCAGGUGGAGGGUCUGGCACUUGGGGCUCCGCAAGGCCCUUGUCCCACUGCAGGCUGCCUGGGUCGCCUUCUCUCAGCCUGUCCCAACCAGCUGUGGCCAGCUGCUAACCCAGCUCCUCCUGUGCGGUUGCCCGGCCGUUGCUGCUGCGGGUCUGACGCACCGCUGGCUCGUGUCCUCGCUGCUUUACCCUCCGGGACCCUCAGCCACAGUGGCCACUGUCUGCGGCCUCCUGGUCUUCCUGGUCCUGGGCUUGGUGCCCCCCGCGCGCUGCCUGUUUGCACUCAGCGUCCCCACCCUGAGCACGGAGCAGGGCCGCCGCCUGCUCCUGUCCUGGAGCGCCGCCACCCUGGCCGUCGCCGUGGUGCCCAACGUCUUGGCCAACGUGGGCGCGGCCGGGCAGGUGCUGAGAUGUGUCACAGAGGGCUCCCUGGAAAGCCUGCUCAACACCACUCACCGGCUGCACACAGCGUCCGGGGCUCUGGGCCCCGCUGGCCGAGCAGGCGGCCGGGGCUUGACCCUCCAGGCCCAGGGCAACGGCUCUGUAUUCCUGCUUCACAUGCUCAGGGUCACUCAGCAGGUGCUGGAGGACUUCUCUGGUCUGGAGUCCCUGGUCCGGGCGGCCGUGCUGGGGACCCAGCAGGUGGUCGCGGGGCUCUUUGUGCUGGGCCUCCUCGUGGACUCCGGCUGGUACCUCCACCGCUACCUGACGGACCUGCGGUUUGACAAUAUCUACGCCACACGACAACUGGCUUCGCGGCUGGCCGAGGCCCAGGCCACACACCUGGUGGCCUCCCCCCCAGCCUGGCUGCUCUGGGCCGCCCGGCCGAGGCUGUCCCAGGGGGAGCUGCUGAGCUGUCUCCUGAGGCUGGGACUGCUCACCCUGCCCCUGAUGGCCACAGCUGUGAUGGUGGCUACAGACCACGUGGCCUUUCUCCUGGCUCAGGCAGCCGUGGACUGGGCGCAGAAACUGCCUGCCGUGCCCACCACGCUCACGGUCAAGUAUGAUGCCACGUACACGGUCCUGGGUUUCGUCCCCUUUCUCUUCAACCAGCCGCCUCCGGAGAGCCCCUUCCUCUCUGCUCACAGGUCCUUCCAGUGGGAGCUCCGCCUCACCUCCCAGGGCUGCCGGCUGCUGCCCGCCCGGCGCCCCCACGCGGCCGCCCCCCUGGCUGCCGGCGCCCUGCAGCUGGCGGCCUGCGCCACCGUCCUGCUGGAGACCUACGCCCGGCGCCUGCGGCACACCGUCGCCGCUUCCUUCUUCUCGGCCCAGGAGGCCAGGAGGGCCCGCCACCUUCACGCCCGGCUCCAGCGCAGAUACGACAGGCGCCCAGGCCAGCAGCUGCCCCCGGAGACCCCCUCCUGCUUCUGACACCCGGGCCUGCCGGCACCCGGCCCGGCAUGUAAGGCAGAGGGGAAGCAGCGCGGGAGCCACACAGACCUUGGUCCUUGCUGUGUGACCUUGGGUGGAUUGCUUCGCCUCUCUGAGCCUCAGUUUCUAUGCCUGCAUAAUGACUGCAUAAUAAUAACCCAUGUGACCUACUUUCCACGGAGGGGGGGCGGGGGAAUGUGGGAAGGGAGGAAUUCGAUACUGGGGCGUAAAAAGGCCUCGAGAAGCAGUAAAGCAUUCUGCACAGUGACCCACGAGGAAGUGCAGAGACAGCCCCAGGUUCCUCCAGACCAGCUGGGGAUCAGUGAAGGCUCUCACCUGCAUCAGGGGCCUCCCACUGGCAGAUGGAAACUUUGCCUAGCGAGAUGUGCCCAAAUGCUCCCGGAACUUAUUGAUAUGUCCCCCGAAUCUUCUGAGGUUUAGCA